Molecule: messenger RNA, 1065 nt
Organism: Peniophora sp. CBMAI 1063
Lineage: Eukaryota; Fungi; Basidiomycota; Agaricomycetes; Russulales; Peniophoraceae
Source: the annotation of a GenBank genome assembly
AUGCCCCCCACACAAUCAUCGCCACGGCCUCAGGCCGCGCCAUUACCGACGAAACGCGGGGAAAUCGGGUACGACGAGGAGGCGCACGGGCGUGCAAUGGCACAAAUGGACCAACAAAUCGCGGCGGAGCGGCCGCAGGUGGCCAUGGGCGAGCGCCAUCCCGCAGACCUACCUCCAGAACGGAAUGCCCCUGCCGGCCCACCCGCAGAAGCGCCCGCGAAUCCGGCUGCCGCCGCUAGCACGGACAACGUUUCCAUGUCAAGCGCCGCUGCUAGGAUGGCGAAGUUCAAGAAGAUCCGCGCGCGUCAUGUUGGAGGUGUCACCAUAAUCUCGUUCAUCAAACUCAUCCUUAGUAUCUUCGUACUUUCCGGAACGGGCGUCGGAUGGGCAUUCUCUAUCAUUAUGCUCAACAAAUCCUCGAACAACGUCGACCCGAACCAGGUCGAUACCGGUUUCUCUGGCACGAAUUCGCAGAUCUUCGUACAUGUCGCAUUCGGAGUGAUCACCCUGGCCCAGUUUGUCCUCCUCGAGCGCUUGAUCUUCCGCGUCCGCGCCGAACGGUAUGCGUUCAAGCAUCCGGGCGAGAUGCUGCGGCGGGGUGGGCGUAUGAACACUUCCAUGCCGAUGGCACCGUGGCAACGCCCUCCGCUUCCAACAUACGCAGCCGCGCUCGCGCAGAGUGGCGUACGUACCGGAGACGUCGAAGAUGGGCUGAUCGCCCAGCCCCCACCUCCAGCAUACGGGAAGACGCGCGGCAGCACGCUCUUGUUGCAGGGGUUCCUCAACACCGAGCAUCGCCAGCGUAUACAGAUGUAUGACGAGGAAGCGCAGAUUGACGCCAACGGAAACCCGAUAGAAUCACGUCGGGGAAGUCGGGGCAGCCUCGGUUCCAACUCCGUCGUCAUGGUUCAGCAUCCCGACCGUCCCGUCAGCUAUAGGGAGAACGACCCGGAGUGGCAAGAGUUUAUGGAUGCGCAGCGUGCUCAAGCCGUAGAGCAGGCUCUCGCGGCCAUGGAGGGCACUGGUGUACCUCGCGCUCACAUCAGCGAUCGGGAUAGGCCGUAG